This is a messenger RNA of Ochotona princeps (American pika), 2576 nucleotides long. It is a transcript of the gene TRIM35, whose product is annotated as tripartite motif containing 35. The coding region runs from base 147 to 1622 and encodes 491 amino acids. Gene Ontology annotation, biological process: positive regulation of apoptotic process; innate immune response. Gene Ontology annotation, molecular function: zinc ion binding; protein binding. The record is from RefSeq and is a predicted model, not a curated record. Lineage: Eukaryota; Metazoa; Chordata; Mammalia; Lagomorpha; Ochotonidae. The transcript has 6 exons.
CGCGCCGACUGGCCAGUGCCGCUGCCCCUCAGCGCCCCCUGGGCACCGCCCACGUCCACGGCCCGGAGCCUCCGGGCCAGCAGCUGGGUGGGAGGGACUCGGACCGAAGUAGCGGGCGCCCAGGAUAGCGGCGGCUCGGCCGUGCCAUGGAGCCUGGCUCUGCCGCGUCCCCCGGGCCUUCCCGCUCGUUUAAGGAGGAGCUGCUGUGCGCCGUCUGCUACGACCCCUUCCGCGACGCCGUGACGCUGCACUGCGGCCACAACUUCUGCCGCGGGUGCGUGAGCCGCUGCUGGGAGGUGCAGGUGACGCCCACCUGCCCCGUGUGCAAGGAUCGCGCGUCCCCCGCCGACCUGCGCACCAACCACACCCUCAACAACCUGGUGGAGAAGCUGCUGCGCGAGGAGGCCGAGAGCGCGCGCUGGGCCGGCCAGCGCUCCUCGCGCCACUGCCGCCUGCACCGUGGCCAGUUGAACCUCUUCUGCCUGGAGGACAAGGAGCUCCUGUGCUGCUCGUGCCAAGCCGACUCCCGGCACCAGGGCCACCGCGUGCAGCCGGUGAAGGACACCGCACACGACUUUCGGGCCAAGUGCAGGAACAUGGAACACGUGCUGCGGGAGAAAGCCAAGGCCUUCUGGGCUAUGCGGCGCUCCUAUGAGGCCAUGGCCAAGCACAAUCAGGUGGAAGCUGCCUGGCUGGAAGGCCGUAUCCGGCAGGAAUUUGACAAGCUACGUGAGUUCUUGAGGGUGGAGGAGCAGGCCAUACUGGACUCAAUGGCCGAGGAGGCCAGGCAGAAGCAGCUCCUGGCCGAUGAGAAGAUGAAGCAGCUGGCAGAGGAAACCGAGGCACUGGCACAUGAGAUUGAGCGGCUGCAGGCGGAGAUGAAGGAAGAUGAUGUUUCCUUUCUCAUGAAACAUAAGAGCCGAAAACGGCGGCUCUUCUGCACCAUGGAGCCGGAGCCCGUCCAGCCUGGCAUGCUCAUCAAUGUGUGCAAGUACCUGGACUCCCUACAGUACCGUGUCUGGAAGAAGAUGCUCACGUCUGUGGAAUCUGUGCCCUUCAGUUUAGAUCCCAACACUGCAGCUGGCUGGCUAUCCGUGUCUGAUGACCUCACUAGCGUCACCAACCAUGGCUACCGUGUGCAGGUGGAGAACCCUGAGCGCUUCUCCUCGGCGCCCUGCCUGCUGGGCUCCCGCGUCUUCUCACAAGGCUCCCACGCUUGGGAGGUGGCCCUGGGCGGGCUGCAGAGUUGGCGGGUGGGCGUGGUGCGCGUGCGGCAGGACUCCGAGGGCCACUCGCACAGCUGCUACCAUGACACGCGCUCGGGCUUCUGGUAUGUGUGUCGUACGCAGGGGGUAGAAGGGGACCACUGUGUGACCUCUGACCCGGCCACACCGCCCUUGGUCUUGGCCAUCCCGCGCCGCUUGCGCGUGGAGCUGGAGUGUGAGGAAGGCGAACUGUCCUUCUACGAUGCUGAGCGCAACUGCCACCUGUACACCUUCCAUGCCCGCUUUGGGGAGGUGCAGCCCUACUUCUACCUAGGGGGUGCACGGGGAGAUGGGCCCCCCGAGCCUCUGCGCAUCUGCCCCUUGCGUGUCUCAGUCAAAGAAGAGCUGGAUGGCUGAGCAGACCAGGGGCUGGGGGUCUGGUUUUCUUCCUGAAGUCCCUGCUGCACAGCCUCUCCCUGACCAUCUCACUGGACUCCUUCCCCCUGACUCAGGCUCCAAGCUGCUUUGCUUAUUUCUCCUGUUGCCUCACUUCAAAGCUGCCAGGUGCUGUGUCCUGGCUCUGUGGAGCUAUGGUGCCUCCGGAUGUGAAUUUUCUGAAACCUCAUUCCAGCAUUUCUAGGGAAUAGUGCUCACUUCUGGGAUAGGCAUGGUGAGGCCAGCUAAUCUAGAAGACAAUUGCCAUGGAAAAAGAGAUGCUGAUUACUCAGUUCCCAAGGGACUCUGGGGGCUGGGAGGGAAGCACCAUCCUCAGGCAGGAGGCAAAAGUGAGGGGAGAUCCCGGGCCAUGUUUCUGUUGGAGUGACUGUGGUGAGCAACCCCCAUGUUAGAUCACAGGGGCUGCCAUUGUAGCCUGAUUUUGGUCCUGGAAUGAUGAGCCAGGGUGAUGUCGACCUGGAGUGUGAGAGCUGAGUAGAGGAGGCGAUAGGACUGUGGCUCUCACAGCAGAUCUGCAUAGAGGCGUCCAUCUCCAGCAAGCUCUUGGCUCUAGGAAUGAGUUGUAGGGGAAGGGCUGUCUCCAUGUCAGUGGUGCUGGGGAGGCCACAGCAUAGAGAAUACAUGGGAAAUGAGUGUUCAUCAGGGUGGCUGUCAUGUUGUUGGGACAGGACUUGCGGCUCAGCUGAUCCACCUUUUAUGUCAGGAUUAUAAAAAGGUUUUGUGUAUCCCCCCUGGGGCCCCACAGAGGGGAGGCAAGGGUGUCCAUCUCCUCUAGUCUGUGUGCUUCUUGGACAACUUCCUCUGAACAUAGGAUUCCCAAGGAAAGUGCUAGAGGCCCUGGCUUCAGCCUGUUCCCUCUCUGGGCCUUGGUUUCCUCAUAUGUGAAUGCAGGGCUGGGGGCUCAUGGCCGCCUGU